AACGCUUAUCCGCUAUUACAUCCAUAUAGUUUCUCUGCUUAUAACCUAACUCUAAAACCCGUCUGCUGCUGAGUGACUCGCCGAUAUCAUUUUAUCCACCUCCGAUUAUCCGCGCAAUCCGGUGCCAUAAUCACAUCUUAUUUUUCCCUACUAUCGUAUUUUCCGUUACCAAAUGUUCACUAUUUCUCUCUUCCGAGAACUGUGACUGUUACCGCGUCCAUUGUCGUUAAGAGAAUAUUUCACCAUACCCAACAGCUAUGGCCGAAGCCAAAAAUGUCCAAUCCAACGUCUUCCAAGAAUUGGAUUUAGACCAGUUGGAAGUAAAUGUGAUCGAGAGCCUAUGUUUCAACUGCGGAAAGAAUGGUACUACACGAUUGUUAUUGACACGUAUACCAUUUUACAAAGAAUUAGUAAUAUCAUCAUUUGAAUGUCCACAUUGCAAUUUUCAAAAUAAUCAGUUAGAUCCUGCUAUUGAAAUAAAAACACAAGGUGUCCGCAUGACUUUAAAAGUUGAAAACAAAGAAGAUUUGGAUAGAUAUGUAAUAACAACUGACUAUACAAGUAUACAAAUAAUCGAUUUAGACUUUGAAAUACCACCAAUGUCACAACGAUCUCAAGUAACUACAGUUGAAGGAAUUCUUUCUAAGACGGUGACUAAUUUAAGUGAACAGAAAAAAUUAAUUGAACAAACACAUCCUGAUCUAGCCUCUAAAAUGGAUGUUGUAAUCAAUGGAUUGAUUGGUAUAAUAAAUCUUAGCAAUCCUGUGCCAAUGGUAUUUGAAGAUGCAACUGGAAAUGUAUUUGUGUCAAAUCCUAUGGCACCCCUAAAUGAUCCAAGAAUGCAAACUGAAGUGUUUACUCGUGAUAGCGCCCAAAAUGAAAUGAUUGGAUUGUCGGCUGAAAACAACUCUGAAUCUAUUAUUAAACCAUUAGGAAGUUUUAAUGAUUCAUCUGUUAACAAUAUGAAUGAUGAAAUUGUACAAUUUAGUAAUCCAUGCCCUAAUUGUCAAGCAAUAUGUGAAACUAAUAUGAAAGUGACUGAUAUUCCAUACUUCAAACAAGUUGUAAUUAUGGCUACUACAUGUGAAGAAUGUGGUUAUCGUACUAAUGAAGUAAAACCAGGUGGUGGUGUUGAAAAACAAGGAGUGAGAAUAAGUGUUAAAGUUUCAUCUCCAGAAGAUUUAAAUAGAGACAUACUGAAGUCUGAAACUUGCUGUCUUCGUAUUCCUCAGUUGGAUUUUGAAGCAGGUGCACUUUCAUUAAGUGGUCGUUUUACUACUAUUGAAGGCCUUCUUACAUCUUUAUAUGAACAGUUAAAAGAUACUGCUACAGCAUUUUAUGGAGGGGACAGUAAUUCAGGAGAUGUUCUUGAUAAAACAAAUAAAUUUUUAGAAAAAUUAACCAACAUUAAAACAUGUAAAAUGCCUGUGGAUAUUAUUUUGGAAGAUCCUGCUGGAAAUAGUUAUAUUCAGAGCUUAACCCCUCCAGAUUUGGACCCUAAGUUAACAAUUUCAAAGUUUGAUAGAACUGAUGAACAAAACGAAGAACUGGGCUUAACCGAUAUGAAGGUUGAAGGAUAUGAAUGAAUUUCACAUAAUUAAUUAAUAUGUUUCUGAAUCCAAUAAUAUUAUAAAUUAAUGAAACUUCUUAUAGAUAUUUUUAAUUAAUAAAUUUAAUAAUAUUACAUCAUAAUGUACAUACCAUACAUUGGACAUUAUAAUUUUUCUAUGA
Molecule: messenger RNA, 1731 nt
Organism: Sipha flava (yellow sugarcane aphid)
Lineage: Eukaryota; Metazoa; Arthropoda; Insecta; Hemiptera; Aphididae
Gene: Zpr1
Product: zinc finger protein ZPR1
Exons: 6
Coding region: 258-1586 (442 amino acids)
Cellular component (GO): nucleus; cytoplasm
Molecular function (GO): zinc ion binding
Source: RefSeq, a predicted model, not a curated record